AUGGCAGAUCUGCUACCCCAAGACGCACUUUCGUGCGUGGUCAGCGCAUGGGCCAACGUGUCCGAGGCGGUAUGUAGCGCACCUAUCGUGUCCGACGCGUUGGCCGCCCUUCCCUUCGGUGUGCCGACCAAGUUCCUGGCCGUGGCCGGCGUCGCAGCACUCAGCUACUAUGUGGACCAAAGGCUGUUAAUCUCGUCGGACUUGUACCACUCGGGCAUGCAGGCUGUGGCGCUACUGCAGGCCAAACGCCACGCGCGCAAUGGGUCACUAAUACCGGAUCUGUUCGAGCAGAGCGUGGCGAAGUGGCCUCACAAGGCCUGCAUGCAGUUCGGCCAGCGUGCUCUGAGCUUCCAGCAGGUGGACGAGGCGGCCAACCGCGUGGCCCACUGGGGCUUACAGCAGAACUUGCAGGCCGGCCAGACCGUGGCCCUGCUCAUGGAGAACCGGCCCGAGUUUGUGAUUGUGUGGCUCGGCCUGUCCAAGAUCGGCGUCGUCACGGCGCUACUCAACACACACUUGCAGGCCGACGGACUCGUCCAUUGCGCAAAAAUCGCAGACACCAAGUGGAUGAUCGUGGGCCAGGAGCUGGCCGGAAAGCUGGCGGAGGUGGCCAACGCAUUGGCCGAUUUUGACUUCCACAUCUACGGCGACGGAGAACUGACAGCGCAGGCCGCGGCCGAAUACCUGCCUCGAGCUCACUCGAUGGACGAGAAACUGAAGAAAAUGCCGACAGAGCGGCCGCCCGAGUCGAUUCGGCGCAAGAUGACGACUUCCGACAUGGCCCUACUGAUCUACACGAGCGGGACGACGGGCCUACCGAAGGCCGCGAGGGUGAACCACUUCAGUAUCAUCCUGCGCUCUUUGGCCUUCAAGUAUUCCAUGCACCUGUCCAUGUAUGAUCGACUGUACUGUGCACUGCCACUGUACCACACCUCAGGAGGCAACCUGGCCGUAGGAAUGAUGAUCUUUUCCGGUGCAACCUUGUGUCUAUCGCGUCGCUUCUCAACGACCAAGUUCUGGGACGAAGUGCGGGCUUACGACUGCACUGUGAUCCAGUAUAUCGGCGAGAUGUGUCGCUACCUGCUCAAUGCCCCGGCCAAGGCCAACGACAAGGAGAACCACGUGCGUGCAGCUUUUGGAAACGGGCUACGUCCGGAUAUUUGGGCCCCAUUCCAAGAGCGGUUCGGUAUCCCGUCGGUAUACGAGUUUUACGGCUCGACGGAGGGGCCGAUGGGCAUGUUAAAUGCCUGCACGACCAAGGCCGACCAGGGCCAUCUCGGCCGACGUGGCUUCAUCAAUAACGCAGUCACGGGGGUGGCCAUCGUCAAGUACGACGUGGAGAGAGACGACUAUGUCCGCUCGAAGAAGGGAUUUCUGCAGCAAUGUGCCGUUAACGAGCCUGGGGAGCUCAUCGUCAAGGUGAGCAGGAAAGACCCGGCCAGAGGUUUCCAGGGCUACUACAAGAACACGAACGAGUCGAGCAAGAAGGUGCUGACCGAUGUAUUCAAGAAAGGGGACACGUAUUUCCGGACAGGUGAUCUGUUCAAAGAAGACGAGCGACACUGCUGGCACUUCGUCGACCGGGUGGGCGACACGUUCCGCUGGAAGGGAGAGAACGUGGCCACGAACGAAGUGGCCGAGGCGGUGUCCAAGUUCUCGGGACUCAGUGAGAUUUGCAUCUAUGGAGUGCAAGUGCCCGGGAACGAAGGACGCGCGUGUAUGGCCGCGAUGGUGUUCGACAAGGAAUCUUUCGACUUGAAAGAGUUCGCGCGGUUCGUGAAGCAGCAGCUGCCGUCGUAUGCCAUGCCGCUGAUUAUCCGGAAACUCGAGACGAUGUCGGUCACGGGCACGAUGAAGCAGGAGAAGGCCAAACUGCGCAAGGAAGGCAUGGACCCGUCCAAGAUUGCGGACCGGCUGUGGGUCUUCAACCGAUCCAAGGACAUCUAUGAACCGCUAACGAGCGAGACGUACCACCACGUGGUCACGAACUCCCGUCUGUGAUGGGGCUCAUAUAACCUUCCUCAAAAUG
Molecule: messenger RNA, 2029 nt
Organism: Phytophthora infestans T30-4
Lineage: Eukaryota; Oomycota; Peronosporomycetes; Peronosporales; Peronosporaceae
Product: long-chain fatty acid transporter, putative
Exons: 2
Coding region: 1-2001 (666 amino acids)
Molecular function (GO): long-chain fatty acid transmembrane transporter activity; long-chain fatty acid-CoA ligase activity
Source: RefSeq, a predicted model, not a curated record